This is a messenger RNA of Galeopterus variegatus (Sunda flying lemur), 878 nucleotides long. RefSeq names its product protein FAM78A-like. The record is from RefSeq and is a predicted model, not a curated record. Lineage: Eukaryota; Metazoa; Chordata; Mammalia; Dermoptera; Cynocephalidae. The transcript has 3 exons. The annotation marks the transcript as partial.
GGUUAUGCCUUGAAUGCCAAAGUUUUCUGUUUUUAACCCAAAGAAUAUCGGUGAUUUUUGUCCACUGCCGGGAGAAGGGGGAGCCCAGCGCUCUCGCCAUGCAGCAGAGCCCUCGUCUAUAAGCAGGCCCGGCCGGUGAGAUGCCGACCCCCUCCGCUCGGUGAACGUUCUAUCCUAUGGAUAUCGGGCUUGAGAUCUGAGACUGCAGAGCAGCGCCGUCCGCACCGGCCCGGCAGCCGCGGCCUCUCAAUGCCCGGAUUCUUCUGGGACUGCUGUCCUUCCCUGGAGAUCAGAGCGGUCCUGUGUGCCAUGGGCUGUAUUCAGAGCAUCGGAGGCAAAGCCAGAGUCUUCCGGGAAGGGAUCACGGUGAUUGACGUGAAAGCCUCCAUCGACCCCAUCCCCACCAGCAUCGACGAGUCCUCCAGCGUGGUGCUCCGCUACCGGACGCCCCACUUCCGGGCCUCGGCCCAGGUGGUCAUGCCGCCCAUCCCCAAGAAGGAGACCUGGAUAGUGGGCUGGAUCCAGGCGUGCAGCCACAUGGAGUUCUACAACCAGUACGGGGAGCAGGGCAUAUACCUGUCUAGCAUGAGAGCCUUGGGCUGUGAGAACUCUGGGGGUCUUUCUGGCCAAAAUGUGCUGACAUCUGAUGUCACAGACUUACGAGAGGCUGGUGGGACAGGGCAGGCAGCGAGGCUUGCUCUGCGCCAGCACAUCUGGGGCCGGGCAGUGGAGGAAUUCCCUGGUGACCACGUGGCCUCUUCCUGCAGCCGGGGCCUGAGCUUCAGGCUCCACUCAGAACAAUUGAGGACAAGGCUUCCUCUCUGUGACCGGAAGGUGGCCUCCCCCAUCUGCCAGGCCCUGGCGGAGGCCAGAGUCGG